UCUGCUUGUGUUCGAGCAUUUUUGCCACUUGCGCUCACUAAAAUAAUGCCAAAAUAGCGGGCGUCCUACUGCCUGUCGCCGCCGCGGCCAGGCCGCCUUGGUCACUAGCGAUUGAUGUGUCGUGGAGAAGGAAAAGUAAACCGCCGCUCCUCUCAGCCGCUGGCGAUGCUUGCUGGUCGCUAUGCUCUCAUCGUCGUUGCCCUCGCGCUGCUGCCGCCGCCGACGCUGGCCGCGGGGACCCUGGAGGAUUCCUGCGACGACUCCACCUACGCGAAAAACAGCACGUUCCAGGCGAACCUGAACCUCCUCGCCGCCACGCUCCCCGCCAACGCCUCCGCCUCGCCGGCUGGCUUCGCCACGGCCUCCAUCGGGGCGGCGCCGGACCAGGUCAACGGGCUGGCGCUCUGCCGCGGCGACACGAACGCCUCCUCCUGCGCCGUCUGCGUCGCGGCGGCGUUCCGGGACGCGCAGCUGGCCUGCGACUCGAAGAAGGGCGCCACCGUUUACCAGGACGCCUGCACCCUGCGCUUCGCCGGCAUCCGGUUCCUCGACUUCCUCAGAGAGGAUCAGUGGCUCGUCUCGGAAUUGGUUCCUAUGAUCGACACGGCCUCGGGGAGCGUCAACACCACGGAUGCCUGGUUCAGCGCCGCCGUCAAGGGGAUCCUGACCGCCGUGGUCGACCGCGCGGCUGCGGCGGCGGGGACCAACUCCACGAGGAAUUACUUCGCCACGGGGGAGAUGGACUUCGACCCCAAGAUCUAUGGGCUCGCACAGUGCGCGCCGGACCUGAAUCCGUCGCAGUGCCGGGGCUGCCUCGGGUACCUCCUUUUGGUAACGACGACGCAGUUCCUGAGCGGGCGGCCUCCGUGGAACAGCGCUUUCGUGGUGUGGUGCUCCCUGAGGUACAGCGUGUCACCGGUCUACGAUGGCCGGGCGAUGCUGCAGGUUCCGGCGCCACCGGCACCACCACAGGCGGCCACUCCAGAGUCCGGAGCAGGGAGGAAAAGGAGUGCAGCCGGAAUCUUUGCAGGCAUCGCCUCUUUGGUUGUGUUAAUGGUGAUUCUUUCAGUUUUUUUCUUCCUUCGCUUCAGGCGAAGGAUUAAGGCGACGGAGAAUGACCACCCACUGAAGAAAAUAGGGAGAGCGCAAUGCACCAUCUUUGAUUUGCCAACAUUGCAAGAGGCGACCGAACACUUCUCAGAGAAGAAUAAGCUUGGUGCAGGUGGUUUUGGUACUGUAUACAAGGGGAUACUCUCUGAUGGGCAAGAGAUAGCAGUCAAGAAACUCUUAGGAACAACCGGGCAUGGGUUGCAUCAGCUACACAAUGAAGUGCUGGUACUGGCAGAGCUUCAGCAUAAGAACCUUGUUAGGUUAGAGGGGUUUUGCUCGCAUCAGAAUGAUACACUGCUUGUUUAUGAAUACAUCAAGAAUGGGAGCCUCGACAACUUUCUAUUUGAUGAUAGGGGAGGAAAUGCACUCAACUGGGAGCAACAAUACAACAUCAUUCUUGGAAUUGCCAAGGGGAUAUUGUAUCUCCAAGAGGACUCAAGCUUGAGGAUCAUCCACCGGGACCUGAAGGCCAGUAACAUUCUUCUCGACGAUGACAUGGAACCGAAAAUCGCAGACUUUGGGCUGGCGAGGCUUCUAGGAGAAGGCCACACCCAUAGUCAGACAACCAGAGUUGUUGGGACACGUGGCUACAUGGCGCCUGAGUACGUGUAUCAACAGAGAGUGUCGCCCAAGAUUGACAUCUUCAGCUUUGGUGUGUUGGUCCUUGAGAUCGUGACCAGGAGAAGCAACUGCAACUCUGACGACCACAACUUAUUGAAUCUCCUUAGUGUUGUAUGGGAUCAUUGGACGAAAGGGACGAUAUCACAAAUGCUGGACCGAUCGCUAGAUGGAUAUAGUCAAAACCAGGCGCUACGAUGCAUCCACAUAGGUCUGUUGUGCGUCCAUCCGGACCCUGACGACAGGCCAGACAUAUCAGCUGUCGUGUUCAUGUUAACCAGGGAUAGCAUGGAGCUCCAGUCGCCGGCGCAACCUGCAUUCUUCUUCGGGGGAGAAUCACCUUCAGCUUCACGGUCAAAUGGGCAAAGCAGCUAUGUAUAUGACCGGUCUGGUUUCAUGCUGGAACAAAGCAUCUCUGUGAAUGGGAUUACACUUACUGAACUGUAUCCUAGAUAGGUCCCUAAGUUUGUGAAUGCCACUGUGUAAAAAACAGAUAAAAGAGACAUCAAAUUAGUGGCCUGUCACCAAUAAAUCAUCAUCAGUGAUAGAUCAUAACUACGACCUAUUGUUAUUAUCAUCAGUGACAGAUCUAGUUAUAAACCGUCACUAAUGAUGACUCAUAAUGGGUUAAAUUGUGACCUGUUAUUAAUGACUGACUCAUCGAUAACAAGUUAUUGACAGUCAUUAGUGA
Phragmites australis (common reed) is the source of this 2419-nucleotide messenger RNA. Its product is annotated as cysteine-rich receptor-like protein kinase 44. The transcript is spliced from 8 exons. Gene Ontology annotation, biological process: protein phosphorylation. The record is from RefSeq and is a predicted model, not a curated record. Gene Ontology annotation, molecular function: protein kinase activity; ATP binding. Lineage: Eukaryota; Viridiplantae; Streptophyta; Magnoliopsida; Poales; Poaceae. The coding region runs from base 115 to 2184 and encodes 689 amino acids.